AUGCUCAAGAAAAAGUUCAGAAAUAACCGCACCCGGAUAGACUUCGAUGACGACGAGGAGGUUGCUGCUAUUCCGAGCCUGCAGAAUUCUGAUUUCGUGGUGAAGAAAAAAGCCAAGAAGUUAAGAAGCAAGACAGGCUUGAGCUUUGGAGCCGAGGAGGAUGAGGAUGAAACCUUCAAGGUGACAAAGAGUUCUGCAAGCCGUCGACUUACGCAAACCAAACUCAAAAAGGAUUCAUUACCGCUCAAUUCAGAUCGGGCGGCAACUACCUCAUCACCGUAUACCAAGGAAUUCUUAUCAGAACUUCGAGCGAGCACCCCUGCCACUCCGGCGUCCUUUAAGAAUCAGAACGACAUCAUUGCAGAAAAGUUCCCAUCCACAUUUGGUUUCGAUGAGAUACCCGAUGAAAGCACGAUUCAAGCUGCCAAAAAGAAAAGGGUGGAGUUAAGGCAAAGAGGAUCUCUUCCGGAUUACAUACCCUUGAGCGAUAAUACGGACGUUAUUCGCGUCUCUGGAAAACAAUUGGAGUCAAGAUUGGUUCGCGAGGAGGACGAGGUGGGCGACGCUGAAGACGAGCUCGCACCAUAUGUCGAAGAAACGGUGGCACUCGGAAAAAGAGCGGAAAAAGAGCAGAAACGCAUCCGAAAGGCAGGGAUUGAGGAAAGGAUCAUGGAAGAGGAUGACGAGUACAUACAGUGGGAGAUGGAAGCGAUAAAAAAAGGUGGACACAUAUUUCGUCCACCUUCUCCAAAACCUCCCAAGCCAAAACCUCCAGAAUUUCCUGUUCAAAUUCCCUCCAUUGUUCCUAUUCCCACAAUAACCGAAAUUCAAUCGAUGCUGGAUCAGAAAAUGAUGGAUUUAAAGUUUCUUCAAGAAAAUCACCAGUCCCAACUUAUUCGAGUCCAAAGGGACAUGGAAAACAUUGUUCCAUCGAGCGAAAAAUUAGAUGCAGAUUUGGAAAAUACGAAAAAUCGUUACACCUAUUUUCAGGAACUCAGGUUGUUCGUUGAGAACCUGGUCGAAUUUCUCGACGUUAAGUUUCCUACCCUUGAAAAGUUAGAAAGUGAUUUUCACACUUUACUAAGCGAACGGUCGGAACUCAAUUUGAAAAGAAUUGCGCUGGAUGAUUCUGAUGACUUGGCGUUAUUUUGCGAUACACCUACAGGUUCGGCAGUUAAUGAUGCCAUUCGCCAGAAUCGUAGACAACAGCGUGACCGAAGGAGAGCAUCAAGAUUACAGAGUCGGAUGGAAAUUAAGGAUGAAGAAGAAGGGUUCUCCACAGAUGACGAGUUAGGGGAAGAGGACAAGAGAGAAUUUUUAUCCAGAUUUGAUGAAAUUUCUUAUUAUAACACAAAAUUAUUUGAGAACGUUUCCGAAGAGUAUGGAUCCAUGGAUUUGGUGAAAUCGAAAUUUUAUGCGUGGAAACGAGACUUUUACGAAGAUUACUCCAAGGCAUUUGGUGACCUGAGCUUACCCGAGGUGUUUGAAUUUUACGUGAGACAUGAAAUACUAUUAUGGGAAUCCUUUCAGGGACAUUCUAAUCUUGAUGAGAUGAAGUGGUUUCGAAUUCUAAGGGAAUUUGACGAUGUAAAUGCCGGUGAAACGAGUGCGGAAACGGGUGGCGGAAAACUCACGAGCAAAGUUGUUGAAAAGGUCAUUCUACCGAGGGUAAAGCGCCUGGUAGAUGUCAUGGAUCCCCACUCCUCUAGCCAAACAAAAUCUGCCAUCGAGUUUUUUGAAUCUUCGAUGAAAUUCGUUGACAAGAGUUCGCAAAAGUUCAAGGCACGCGUGGAAUUUACUUUACCUUCCCGAGAUUUUGCAUCGGCAAUCUCCAAACGACUGGACAACGUGAUCACUUCAGUAGAACGGGUUCCAGAAGGGUUCUAUUUUCAGACUCCCGAAAUAAAUUUAGAUGUUCUAAGGGCGCGGGAUAGAUAUUUUUGGCGCAAAUACAAGUUACUACAUAAUCUGAUAAUGUGGAAAGAUCACUUGUCGGAAGAUGCCCUCCGUCCACUUGCCGUGGAACAUUUGAUCGAUCGUUGUUUGUUGCGAGUUUUAGUUUCUUCGUCAACCGAUGCCUCAAAGUUUGAAAAGCUUCUGGACAUCAUUCCAGACAAUUGGCUCUCACAUUCGAUGCUGGAGAAAAUUGCACGCGGCGCUGCAGGAAUAUGA
Molecule: messenger RNA, 2172 nt
Organism: Acaulospora colombiana
Lineage: Eukaryota; Fungi; Glomeromycota; Glomeromycetes; Diversisporales; Acaulosporaceae
Source: the annotation of a GenBank genome assembly